Molecule: messenger RNA, 3447 nt
Organism: Malassezia pachydermatis
Lineage: Eukaryota; Fungi; Basidiomycota; Malasseziomycetes; Malasseziales; Malasseziaceae
Product: beta and beta-prime subunits of dna dependent rna-polymerase
Exons: 1
Coding region: 1-3447 (1148 amino acids)
Biological process (GO): DNA-templated transcription
Cellular component (GO): RNA polymerase III complex
Molecular function (GO): DNA binding; ribonucleoside binding; DNA-directed RNA polymerase activity
Source: RefSeq, a predicted model, not a curated record
AUGGAUCUCGGCGCAGCGCGUGGGCCGCACGCUGAUGCCAUGGCGCAGGUGAUGAGCGAGGCUGCAUGGCAUGGAAAGGGACUCGCCGAUCCCGUGAAAGCCAUUGAAGACAAGUGGCUUCUUCUGCCGGCAUACUUGCAAGUCAAAGGCCUGGUGAAGCAACACAUUGAUUCGUACAACUACUUUGUCGACGUGGACUUGAAAAACAUUAUCCGGGCCAACGAGCGCGUGACGUCGGAUAUUGAUCCCAAGUUCUAUCUGAAAUACACGGACAUCCACGUCGGACAUCCGGAACGGGCGGAUCCUGAUGCGAUUGACCGCAGCAUUACGCCGCAUGAGUGUCGCUUGCGUGAUAUCACAUACAGUGCGUUUAUUUACGUGGACAUUGAGUAUACGCGAGGCGGUAAGAUUGUGCGACGUAAGAAUGUGCCGAUUGGGCGCCUGCCAGUCAUGCUGCGUAGCAACAAGUGCUGGCUCGCUGGCCAGGACGAUGCGGCGUUGGCACGUAUGAAUGAGUGCCCGCUGGACCCUGGUGGCUACUUUGUCGUGAAGGGCACGGAAAAAGUGAUUCUUGUACAGGAGCAGCUGUCGAAGAACCGUAUUAUUGUCGAGGCAGACAGCCGCAAAGGCCUCGUCCAGGCGUCGGUCACCUCGUCGACGCAUGAGCGCAAAUCCAAGUCGUACGUGCUCACGAAGCAUGGCUUGAUUUAUGUCAAGCACAAUUCGCUGCAUGAAGAUAUUCCCAUUGUGAUUGUGUUCCGUGCGUUGGGCUUGCAGUCCGACAAGGAAAUCCUUCAGUUGGUCGCUGGGCACGACGAGCAGUACGCCGAGCUGUUUGCCGUGAACUUGGAAAAGGCCGCGAAGCUGGGCAUUUUUACACGUCGGCAGGCGCUUGACUACAUCGGCGCGCGUGUGAAGAUCUUGCGGCGUGGGGCAGGUCUACGACGAUCCGCGAGCGACGAGGCGCUGGACGUGCUGGCCUCGGUGAUUAUGGCGCAUGUGCCUGUAGAGCAUGGCGACUUCCGCAACAAGGCCAUGUACAUUGCCGCGAUGGUUCGUCGUGUGCUGGUGUGCAUGAUUGACGAGUCGAAAGUGGACGAUCGCGACUAUGUCGGUAACAAGCGCUUGGAGUUGGCUGGGCAGUUGCUCGCGCUGCUCUUUGAAGACUUGUUCAAGAAGUUCAAUCAUGACUUGAAGACGAACAUUGACAAGGUGCUGAAGAAACCCAAUCGCACAGCGGAGUUCGAUGCGUACAACCAGUUCUUUUACCAUGGUGACUACAUUACUGCCGGGUUCGUGCGUGCGAUAUCGACGGGCAACUGGAGCUUGAAGCGAUUCAAGAUGGAGCGUGCUGGUGUGACGCACGUGCUGAGUCGUUUGAGCUACAUUAGUGCGCUGGGUAUGAUGACGCGUAUCAGCAGUCAGUUUGAGAAGACACGCAAAGUGUCAGGCCCUCGUGCGCUGCAGCCGUCGCAGUGGGGUAUGCUAUGCCCUUCUGAUACGCCUGAAGGCGAGGCGUGUGGUCUGGUCAAGAACUUGGCGCUCAUGACGCACAUUACCACCGAUGUAAACGAGGCGCCGAUUGUACGUUUGUGCUACAUGCUCGGCUUGGAAGAUAUCAACUUGCUUACGGGCGCUGAACUCUACGAGCCGUCGACGUACAUUGUGUACCUCAACGGCAAUGUCUUGGGCGUGACGCAUACGCCGCACAAGUUUGUCGUGCAGUUCCGCCGCCUUCGUCGAGCGGGCCACAUGUCCGAGUUUGUCGGCAUCUAUACCAAUGCCCACCACCAGACGGUUCACAUUGCGUCCGACGGAGGUCGUAUUUGCCGCCCGAUGAUCAUUGUCGAGCAGGGCCGUCCGCAAGUCACGUCGCAGCACAUCCAGCAACUGCAGGCGGGCGACAUGACCUUUGACGACUUUUUGCGGCAGGGCUUGGUCGAGUACUUGGACGUGAACGAAGAAAGCGACUCGAACAUUGCGCUGUUUGAGCACAGCAUCAAGGCCAAUACGACGCACCUGGAAAUUGAGUGUUUCACGAUCCUCGGCGCUGUCGCUGGUCUGAUUCCGUACCCCCACCACAACCAGUCGCCACGCAAUACGUACCAAUGUGCUAUGGGCAAGCAAGCUAUUGGUGCUAUUGGGUACAACCAGCUGAACCGCAUAGAUACAUUGCUCUACCUUAUGGUGUACCCGCAGCAGCCCAUGGUCAAAACACGUGCGAUUGAGUUGAUUGGGUACGACAAAUUGCCGGCAGGGCAGAAUGCUAUGGUCGCUGUGAUGAGUUACUCAGGCUACGAUAUCGAGGAUGCCCUUGUGCUCAACAGUGCGUCGCUGGAUCGCGGGUUCGGACGAUGCCAGGUCAUGCGGAAGCAGUCGACGGUGCUGCGCAAGUAUGCGAAUGGCACGUUUGAUCGCUUGGCCGACGCGCCGCUGGACGAACAUGGCACGCCGCUCCGUCGCUUUGAAGCCCUGGAAGCGGACGGCAUUGCCGGCGCGGGGGAGCGACUGGAGCCGGGCGACGUCUUUGUCAACAAGCAGGUGCCGGCCAAUGCGAACGACAACAGUGCUGGCACAGUGAUGAGCUCCACAGUGUCGUACAAGAGUGUGCCGCUGUCGUACAAGGCCCCUGUCGAAGGCUACGUCGACCAGGUGCUUAUUAGUGAUACCGAUUCGGACCAGACGCUGGUCAAGGCCCUGAUUCGGCAGACGCGUCGGCCCGAGCUGGGCGACAAGUUCUCCUCGCGCCACGGUCAAAAGGGUGUGUGUGGUUUGAUUGUGCCGCAGGCCGAUAUGCCUUUCACCGACGACGGUAUUUGCCCUGACAUUAUCAUGAAUCCUCACGGUUUCCCCUCGCGUAUGACGGUAGGCAAGAUGAUUGAGUUGCUUGCCGGCAAAGCCGGUGUGAUUAGCGGCGCGUUGCAGUACGGUACAGCGUUCGGCGGCUCGAAAGUGGAAGAUAUGGCGCGCAUUCUCGUGGAGAAUGGAUACAACUACGGCGGCAAAGAGUACAUGACAAGCGGCAUGACAGGCGAGCCGCUCGAGGCGUACGUGUACUUUGGGCCCAUUUACUACCAAAAACUCAAGCACAUGGUCAUGGACAAAAUGCAUGCGCGUGCACGCGGCCCACGCGCCGUGCUUACGCGCCAGCCCACCGAAGGUCGUAGUCGCGAUGGUGGUCUGCGUCUCGGUGAGAUGGAGCGUGAUUGCUUGAUUGGCUAUGGUGCUACGCAACUGCUGCUGGAGCGCUUGAUGGUCAGCUCCGAUGCGUUUGUCGUGAAUGCCUGUGAAAAGUGUGGCUUGCUAGGCUACAAUGGCUACUGUGGCUACUGCAAGAGCUCGAAACAUGUGGUCAAACUCACAGUGCCCUAUGCGACCAAGCUCCUGUUCCAGGAACUGAUGGCCAUGCAGGUCGUCCCACGCCUCGUACUGGAAGACGCCGUGUAG